This is a messenger RNA of Saccharomyces kudriavzevii IFO 1802, 495 nucleotides long. RefSeq names its product Bud20p (gene BUD20). NCBI's taxonomy places the organism in Eukaryota, Fungi, Ascomycota, Saccharomycetes, Saccharomycetales, Saccharomycetaceae. Bases 1 to 495 code for a protein of 164 amino acids. Gene Ontology annotation, molecular function: nucleic acid binding; zinc ion binding. The transcript has a single exon. The record is from RefSeq and is a predicted model, not a curated record.
AUGGGUAGAUAUUCGGUUAAGAGAUACAAGACCAAAAGAAGAACACGAGACCUGGACCUGAUCUAUAAUGACCUGGCAACCAAGGAGUCAGUACAGAAGCUUCUAAACCAGCCUUUGGACGAAACCAAGGCCGGCCUGGGUCAGCACUACUGUAUACACUGUGCCAAAUACAUGGAGACCGCCAUAGCUUUGAAAACGCACUUGAAGGGGAAGGUGCACAAGAGAAGGGUCAAAGAACUGAAGGGCGUCCCGUACACACAAGAGGUCUCUGAUGCAGCUGCGGGCUACAACUUGAACAAGUUCUUGGACCGCGUACAAGAAAUCGCACAAUCGGUGGGCCCAGAAAAGGAAACCAAUGAGUCCUUGCUGAAAGAACAUAUGGACACUACCUUGGCAAACGUCGCCACGACAGAACCUACGCUUCCGUGGGCUGCCACACCUGCCACAGAAGCCACAGAAGCCGAAUCCGCCACUACUACGACUGCUCAACAAUAA